AACAUAUAAACUAUUUUAACGCGAAAUCAGUUUCACAUCAGAAUUUCAGCCGAGGACGUUCCCAACAUUACAUGGCAGAAAGAAACACAUAAAUGAAAAAGCAACUGACAUGAGAGGUGUAGCAUUUUUAUAUACUCUCCUCGCUUGCUCGGUGGCGAUAUUUGGGGAUGUGAACGUGUGCUCCGAUAAAGAAAACGAGGCUCUACUUCGGCAUGAGGAUUGCAACAAGUUCUACAAGUGCACGGGCGGCCAAGCGGUGGAGUACAGAUGCAACGGUGAUCUCUUGUUCAAUUCGGAAACACUGCAGUGUGAAUCACCUCAAAAUGUUAAUUGUGAUGGAAGAAGUAUACCAACAGACGAUUCAAGGGCACCGAAACUGAGAGCGGCUAGAUCAGUACAACAGAAAACAAGAAAACCGGGAUUUUUGCCGAACGGAUGCCCAGAGACUCACAUACAUUGGCUGCUUCCACAUGAAACAAACUGUUCUUUGUUCUAUUACUGCGUUUGGGGAAACUUGGUGCUUAGGGAAUGUUCUGCCGGUACUCAUUUCAACAGAUUUAUACAGGUAUGUGACUGGCCACAAAACGCCAACUGUUCAACUUCGACUCCAUCUACUAUAGCACCAACAACUUCCCAAUCAACAACUCUAGAACCAACUACUCCGCAACCAACAACACCAGAACCAACUACACUAGAACCCACAACUGCAGAACAAACUACGCCAGAACCAACCACCUCAGAAGCAAGUUCGGCUGGACCAACUACAUCAGAGCCAAUAACUCCCGAAAUUACUACCCUGGCACCUUCAACCCCAGAACCACCUACCACAGAACCAACAACUUCCGCAACAACUAAACCGGAAUUUCUACCAAAUGGAUGUCCAGUUAACCCUCACAUUCACUGGCUACUUCCACAUGAAACAGAUUGCACUUUGUUCUAUUACUGUGUUUGGGGAGAACUGGUCCUUAGACAAUGUGCGCCAGGCACUCAUUUUAACAGCAUUUUACAGGUGUGUGACUGGCCACAAAACGCCAACUGUUUAACUUCGACUCCAUCUACUAUAGCACCAACUACUUCCCAAUCAACAACUCUAGAACCAACUACUCCGCAACCAACAACACCAGAACUAACUACACUAGAACCCACAACUGCAGAACAAACUACGCCAGAACCAACCACCUCAGAAGCAAGUUCGGCUGGACCAACUACAUCAGAGCCAAUAACUCCCGAAAUUACUACCCUGGCACCUACAACCCCAGAACCACCUAUCACAGAACCAACAACUUCCGCAACAACUAAACCGGAAUUUCUACCAAAUGGAUGUCCAGUUAACCCUCACAUUCACUGGCUACUUCCACAUGAAACAGAUUGCACUUUGUUCUAUUACUGUGUUUGGGGAGAACUGGUCCUCAGACAAUGUGCGCCAGGCACUCAUUUUAACAGCAUUUUACAGGUGUGUGACUGGCCACAAAACGCCAACUGUUUAACUUCGACUCCAUCUACUAUAGCACCAACUACUUCCCAAUCAACAACUCUAGAACCAACUACUCCGCAACCAACAACACCAGAACCAACUACACUAGAACCCACAACUGCAGAACAAACUACGCCAGAACCAACUACCUCAGAAGCAAGUUCGGCUGGACCAACUACAUCAGAGCCAAUAACUCCCGAAAUUACUACCCUGGCACCUACAACCCCAGAACCACCUACCACAGAACCAACAACUUCCGCAACAACUAAACCGGAAUUUCUACCAAAUGGAUGUCCAGUUAACCCUCACAUUCACUGGCUACUUCCACAUGAAACAGAUUGCACUUUGUUCUAUUACUGUGUUUGGGGAGAACUGGUCCUCAGACAAUGUGCGCCAGGCACUCAUUUUAACAGCAUUUUACAGGUGUGUGACUGGCCACAAAACGCCAACUGUUUAACUUCGACUCCAUCUACUAUAGCACCAACUACUUCCCAAUCAACAACUCUAGAACCAACUACUCCGCAACCAACAACACCAGAACCAACUACACUAGAACCCACAACUGCAGAACAAACUACGCCAGAACCAACCACCUCAGAAGCAAGUUCGGCUGGACCAACUACAUCAGAGCCAAUAACUCCCGAAAUUACUACCCUGGCACCUACAACCCCAGAACCACCUACCACAGAACCAACAACUUCCGCAACAACUAAACCGGAAUUUCUACCAAAUGGAUGUCCAGUUAACCCUCACAUUCACUGGCUACUUCCACAUGAAACAGAUUGCACUUUGUUCUAUUACUGUGUUUGGGGAGAACUGGUCCUCAGACAAUGUGCGCCAGGCACUCAUUUUAACAGCAUUUUACAGGUGUGUGACUGGCCACAAAACGCCAACUGUUCAACUUCGACUCCAUCUACUAUAGCACCAACUACUUCCCAAUCAACAACUCUAGAACCAACUACUCCGCAACCAACAACACCAGAACCAACUACACUAGAACCCACAACUGCAGAACAAACUACGCCAGAACCAACCACCUCAGAAGCAAGUUCGGCUGGACCAACUACAUCAGAGCCAAUAACUCCCGAAAUUACUACCCUGGCACCUUCAACCCCAGAACCACCUACCACAGAACCAACAACUUCCGCAACAACUAAACCGGAAUUUCUACCAAAUGGAUGUCCAGUUAACCCUCACAUUCAUUGGCUACUUCCACAUGAAACAGAUUGCACUUUGUUCUAUUACUGUGUUUGGGGAGAACUGGUCCUCAGACAAUGUGCGCCAGGCACUCAUUUUAACAGCAUUUUACAGGUGUGUGACUGGCCACAAAACGCCAACUGUUCAACUUCGACACCAACCACUCCGCAACCAACGACUUUGCAACCAACUACGCUAGAACCAACUACUCCGCAACCAACAACACUAGAACCCACAACUGCAGAACAAACUACGCUAGAACCAACCACCUCAGAAGCAAGUUCGGCUGGAUCAACUACAUCAGAGCCAAUAACUCCCGAAAUUACUACCCUGGCACCUACAACCCCAGAACCACCUACCACAGAACCAACAACUUCCGCAACAACUAAACCGGAAUUUCUACCGAAUGGAUGUCCAGUUAACCCUCACAUUCAUUGGCUACUUCCACAUGAAACAGAUUGCACUUUGUUCUAUUACUGUGUUUGGGGAGAACUGGUCCUCAGACAAUGUGCGCCAGGCACUCAUUUCAACACAGUUUUACAGAUUUGUGAUUGGCCACAGAACGCCAACUGUACAACUUCUAGUCCAUCCACUCCAAAACCAACUACUUCGCAACCAAUAACUCCAGGACCAACUACGCAAGGAUCAACUACAGCUAGUGAAGCAGAUUCUACUGGACCAACUACAUCGGAGUCAAUCAGUCCCGAAAUUACUGCCCCUCCAUCUACAACCCCAGAACAAACUACGCCAGGGCUAACUACAUCAGUACCAAUAACUACAGAAAUUAUUACUCAAGAACCUACGACGACAGAAUUGUUGCCGAACGGAUGUCCCGCCAAUCCGCACAUACAUUGUUUACUUCCGCAUGAAACUGAUUGCACGCUAUUCUAUCAAUGCGUAUGGGGUCAUCUGGUCCUCAUGCAUUGCGGACCAGGCACAUACUUUAACAGAACAUUGCAGGUGUGUGACUGGCCGCACAACGCCGGCUGCACUGCCGCCCUUAACAAUCACCUGGACGAACGAAUCGCGCUGCUCUCUCUAUAAAUCUAUACCUUUCAUAAUGAUCUAUUUAUUCACUAAUAAAAAGGUUUUCAGAAUUUAA
Aricia agestis (brown argus) is the source of this 3773-nucleotide messenger RNA. RefSeq names its product mucin-2-like. Gene Ontology annotation, cellular component: extracellular region. The record is from RefSeq and is a predicted model, not a curated record. Gene Ontology annotation, molecular function: chitin binding. NCBI's taxonomy places the organism in Eukaryota, Metazoa, Arthropoda, Insecta, Lepidoptera, Lycaenidae. The transcript has 10 exons. Bases 110 to 3715 code for a protein of 1201 amino acids.